UUCAAUGUGUGACGAAGGUUAAGUGGAGUUAACUCAAUCUGUUGAAAGUCUUCAAUGUGUGACGAUGGUUUAAACUGGGGUGAAUUGAAUCUGUUGAAAUCCACCAGCAAUGUGACGAUGGUCAACUGGAGUUAACUGAAUCUAUGCUGCAAUGUUUGACGAAGAUUAACUGGACUGAAACUGGUCGUUAAUUUGCUGAAAUGCUUCAAUAUGUGUCGAAGGGGCUUACAGAAUCUGUUGAAAUUCUUCAAUCGGCAUUAUUACCCUUGAAAUUCUCCAGGAGAAAUGGAUUUCUUUAGAACAGAAGGAGUUUCCUUCGUUGACAAGGCGUCCAAAAACGACCACAAGCAGGAUGCAUCUCCACAAAAGACUCAAAAAUUCUGCAACAAUUUUUCCAUCGAAUCAAUUUUGAAUAGCACCAAUCAAACGUUAAGCUCAGCAGAUGGUACGUCACGUGCUUUAUCUCACAGUGAGGCCGAUUAUCCAAUUGGCAUCCUUGAUCGAAAUUCAGAAGAGUCAAAUGCGAAUCCCAAUAAACGCAUGCGCACAACCUUCAGUUCUCUUCAGCUCGAUGAAUUAGAAAGGGCGUUCCAAAAAACACACUAUCCUGAUGUUUACAUGCGGGAAAAACUAGCUGCCAGGUCCGGUCUACCAGAAUCAAGAAUUCAGGUUUGGUUUCAAAACCGACGGGCAAAAUGGCGGAAGAGGGAAAAGCACGCGUUAAGUGGUCACGUGAUGCACGAUAGCGGCUCUGGCCUGGGGUUCCAAUGGACGCCACAGCAACACAGUGGCCUGUUGAUACCACACUGUUUAUAUCCACGACCACACCCACUGGUAUCGGGGCUACCGAGCGCCCUCCUCCCACUCCAGAUGUGCAGUAUCAUCUCAUCAAACCUGAACGAUGACCUCGAAGGGACGGCAAGGACAAGCCUCCAGUUGAAGGCUCGCGAACACGCGGCAUCCAUUGCGUUAAUGCACAUCAGAAACUCAUUCUAAGUCAGAUUCAGUCAAGUUGGGUGUAGAAUUCCUGACAUAUUACAUCUCGGCUGAUCCGAAAGGAACGUUUCUCUUGGUGAUACUGUCUUUAAAACCGUGUGGGCGUGUUGGUACGGAUUGGACUUAAGGCACCUGGAAAGUUCACGCCGACCAUUCAAACGAAACGAAAUUUAGAGAAAAAUCAAGUACGGCCAAUAACGGAGGCUGAAGAACUCUUAAAAGCACACAGGAUUUAGGUCAUGCUGUUUAGGAAAGCGGGAUCCUGUCAAACGUGUCUCCUGCCUUCUUCAUUCUAACAGGUCUUCAUUCUAUUAUUAGAAUGUAAAAUAGACAAGCUUUAAUCUUACGAGGCGGCGACUUCACGUAUUAAGUGGAGGUACAGCAUGGGUGCCUCUCAGACCACGAUGGUACUUCUUGGUGACAUUAUUAAUUGACCAAUUGAAGAGAUUUAUCUGUUAUUCUCAAAAUACUCUCGUUAUGGUAUACUAUCCCCUGUUAAUUGAUAUAUACCCCUGAUAUAAAAAAACACGGUGCAUUUUCAAAAUUUACGAUAUCAAGUAUACCUCUUUAUUUCAUCAUAUAAUCUCUCAGAGAAGUUAGCCAUGAACAUACAUGUAUAAAUCUUUUUUUAAUGCAAAAUUGUUUUACUGUGCCAUCCUUUCAGAUAUGCUUAAUCAUAACUCGAUUCUCCACGAUGUGUAUUUCCAUAUUUUUAUGUUGGUGAUUAUACUAAUGCAGAAAAGUACAGCUUGACCUUGAACGUCCUGAAGAUACAAACAACUCCAGUAUAUAAGAUCUGUAUAUAACUAAGCUGUCGUAAGAGAAUAAAAAACAAUAUCGAGUUUUGAAUAUAAGAGGUUUUCAUUAAAAUACAUUCGACGCUUGCUACUUAUUUUAAACCCUUCUUCGGGUAAUCGAGAUUCGCCCAACCCUUAUUUUUCUGUUUUCUGG
Messenger RNA from Lineus longissimus, 1947 nucleotides. Its product is annotated as homeobox protein aristaless-like 4. Gene Ontology annotation, biological process: regulation of transcription by RNA polymerase II. The transcript has 3 exons. The coding region runs from base 286 to 996 and encodes 236 amino acids. Lineage: Eukaryota; Metazoa; Nemertea; Pilidiophora; Heteronemertea; Lineidae. Gene Ontology annotation, molecular function: RNA polymerase II transcription regulatory region sequence-specific DNA binding; DNA-binding transcription factor activity, RNA polymerase II-specific. The record is from RefSeq and is a predicted model, not a curated record.